Plutella xylostella (diamondback moth) is the source of this 1497-nucleotide messenger RNA. Its product is annotated as dynein axonemal light chain 4. Lineage: Eukaryota; Metazoa; Arthropoda; Insecta; Lepidoptera; Plutellidae. Gene Ontology annotation, cellular component: dynein complex. Gene Ontology annotation, biological process: microtubule-based process. The record is from RefSeq and is a predicted model, not a curated record.
ACUGCAAUGCCCCAGUGAUGAGGACCUUUGCUAUCGAGCAUAAUCCUGGCAGUGUGCACCGCACGUCGAGAAAAAUCAAUCAAAAGAGUUCCCGCCUCCGUCUGUUUCCAAGGCAACGAGUAAACAGUGGGGUGACCGUCGCCGAGUGCGGACGUCUGUCCUCGAUUUACUAUUUCUAUCCAACUUUGUGCAUAGUAUUUUGUGGUGUGCUGUGAGCUUUUGGACUGCGUGUGGACGGAGUGCACGAUGGGAGACGAGGGAGCGGUGACCGGCACCGGGGCGGAGAAAAUCAUCCACACAUACCCGCUGAUAAGGCACUCGGACAUGACAGAAGAGAUGCGAACAGAAGCGGUGGAGCUGUCAGUGACGGCUUGCGAGAAGUUUGCCACCAAUAACGAGCUGGCAGCUCGCAUGGUCAAGGAGGCUAUGGACAAGAAGUUUGGGCCAGCCUUCCACGUCGUGAUCGGAGAGAGCUUCGGCUUCGAGGUCAGCUACGAGUGCACCACAAUAUGCUACCUCUAUUUUGGCGGGAACCAGGCCAUUUGUAUAUGGAAGUGCUCGUGAGGUUGUCUGUGGUUCGAACUUUUUGGUGGCCAGCUGGCCAGUCGCAUUUCGGUGCUUGGAGGUCUGGAUUGGUGUUACUUUUAAGUUUGGAUUUUAAGGUGAAAAAUUUAGAUAUCUAUUAUAUAAUAUUGAGUAGGCAUAUACCAUGACCUAUGUUUACUUCCGUAGCGCGAUAAUCUUGUGCAAAAGAAUGUACUUACUUAUUAACAAUUUAUAUGUUUAGUCAACCACAACCUAAGUAAGAAAAUAAUGACAACCUGGUAACUUUGAGAAAAUUAUACAAAAAAAUUAAGAACGUUUGGCUUUUGCGGGUUUAGAAUUUACAAAACAAUGGCCUUUUCAUGUGUAAAUUUUAAUACCGCUAUUAUUGUAAAUGGGAACAUUUAUGUAAAGUAGUUUUGGAAGUCGACAAGUAUAGAAAUUGGUUGUAAUGCAAGUUUGCCGAAAAAGCUAUGUUAUAAAAACAUGCAUUGGUCAUGCCUACUUUUAUUACUGUACUUUGGUUCUAAUACAGUAUUAAAAGUAAUACUUUACCUAUACACCGUUGUACCUGUAUAUCGAGACUUGAGGAGAUUAUUGUAAUAAUUUAUGAAGAUUUAAUUUUAACGUUCUGAAGCUAGAGUGACCACACUUUUUGUACGAGUCAAGAUACUCAUACCUACUGUAAUAAGGAUGAGAACAACCUUGAAAUGUUCUUGUACUUCCUUUUAAAGAACUUUAGCUAUUGAUAAUAAUUACUCAUUUGUCCGGCCAUAAUUGUCAGUACGAUUAUAAUGAUUUUGAAGCAAUUUUGUCAAUUACAUUUUUUUAACGAAGUCAUUAUAUUAUAUUUUGAAAUAUCCCCGUAUCUUUGUGUACUAAAUUAUGAUCAUUACUUAUUUACAUUGACAUUGCAUUUGAAAUAUUUAGGUAUUAUUUUUUUAUGUCGUGUCC